UUGACUAUUAUAGUUUGUUCAUUUUAAUACUAAUAAUUGAACAGUUUCCGAUUUGCCGGAGGGAAUUCCUAGUAGUAAUAAUGACUUUCUCUUGGAAAUAGUUUGCGUUUGCCCUGAAAUAGGAAGGAGAUCACCACAGAAGCUCACUCGAGUAGAAACAACUAAGGAAACGCUGUAUAAAAACAUAGCGUCGAUUGAUUUCUAAAAUCUUGUCGCUUAACUGACCAAUACGGCGAUUAAGCAGUUGAGGAGUAAAGUCAAGGUAGAAGAAGAAGGAAGUUCAGAAGAUAAGGUUUAAGCAUGAACUUUUCCAAUACUUCAAAGCCCUUGGACCUUUCUUGCUCAAUGAGGCCCAACAAGGCCACUAAAAUUGGACUGACAUGCGCAAAUCUGGUCAUAUUUAUUGCCGCCAUUGUUGGUAACGUGAUUGUCAUUUAUUUGGUUAAGAGUAGAACAAGACUGCGAAUAUCUUUUAAUUAUUUUAUUCUGAGCAUGGCAUGUGCAGACCUUCUACACGCAUCUAUGGGGAUACCUUUGGAYUUGACGUUYCUUUACACAGGCACUUUAUGGUUUAAUGGACCUUUUGGUGUGUUUAUGUGCAAGUUUAUUCCAUACUCCAUUGUAGUGUCAGUCGUUGCUUCCAUCACAACAUUAACAGCCACAGCAAUUGAACGAUACUUGGCAGCAAAAUUGAUUCUAAAGAARCCCAUCACUCCAAAAGUAGCUCAGAUUGUAGUCGCGUUGAUCUGGAUUUACGCCCUUUUGAUCUCCACACAUGAGGUGAUCAAGUUUAACGUGAUCAUCGUGAACAAGACGACGCCACACUGUUUUCCUGUACUCGAGGACUGGGUUGGUACAAACACCAUCGAAAUGACCAUCAAGUUUGUACUCAUGUAUUUGCUACCAUUAUUCACCAUGGCAACGCUCUAUGCUCAUAUCAUCUGGAUGUUAAGACAACACAGCGGGUCAAGCUUGCAGACGGAGCAGUACAAAAGCAUCCAACGACGAAAGAAAAACCUUACAAGAAAGCUGGUCAUGAUCACCGUUAUCUUUGCAGUUUGUUGGCUUCCUGUACAUGUCAAUCACUUUCUUGCUACUUUUGAUUAUGCUCUUUUCACGUGCAUCCCGUCUCAUUGGCAUUUAGUGUUCUUUUGGCUUGCRCAUGCCAAUACUGCCAUUAACCCUGUCCUGUAUCUGCUYYUGACCAAAAACGCGCGGGCGCUUUUUAAAUCAAGCGUUCAUGCCGCAAAGGGUGAUGGGAACGACAACGGAAGUAGACGUUCCGGAAGUCGAAAGCUAUGGAUGUUUCAAAGGUUUCCGAGUGAUUCCCGAUUACUGACGGCUUGCGUGUCUAUACAAACAAGCGAGGAUGAGGARAAAGGACAUGAGAUGAACUUAAUUGUAGAGCCAGCAAUGUAGAGGAGUUUAGUUGGAUCAACUUGUAAAUAAGUACAGCGGACAUGUCAAAUGAUACAUAUUAUACAAGCAAAACUAAUUUAAAUUCGAGCCGAAGCCGAGUUAGCAAAACUCGGUAUUAAAGAUCUGAUUUAUAGCGGACAAGUAAAACACAAAAACUAAAGCGAAACAAGACAAAGCAAUAAAAUUAACGAAAAACGAUGAUAAACACAGCCAAAUUUGAUAAGAUAAAGUUGUAUCAAAAUUGUAAAUAAGUAUAGCAAACAUAUGAAACGAAAUCCAAAAGUAUUAAACCAAAGAAAAAUCAUUAAAAUUAACACUAGAGAAUGUCUGAAGUCAGAAGCAAUUUUUUUUCGGAAUGAUCAAUAACCGUUUGCUCGACCACCACACCAAAACAACUGGACUCACAUUCCCGUAAAUAAGAACUUUAGCCCUUAGAUGCAUGCACGCGUGAAACACUAACUAAUGUGUAAUACUACAUAAACAAUAAAUACAAAGAAAAAACAAUCAAAAUAAACAAGUAAAGUUUACUCGAGUUUACAAGCUAGUUCACUGAUAUGACGUACUCUAUCAAGCACUUCAUUAGCGUUGCGCGGUACGAUUCACGGGUUAAGUGACGCGACAUAAAAAAACUAAUGAAAAUCGGAAUUAUAAAGGCAGUCGUUAAGGACACUAUAUAAACCCUGGUAGCCACACUGUCAAUCACGAGUAUAAUUCAUUAUUUCACAUGUCCAACGUCGCUUAAUAAUGCUCAAUAUCGCCAUAUGUUGCGCAUUCUUCACCCUGAUUAAAACCGAAAACUCUCUAAGUUAAUCCUAAUGCGAAUUUAAGCCGACCUGAAUCAAUAYAUGAUGUUGAUUUAUGUAAAACAGUUGAGGAAAGAAAGCCAAAAACUAAUCUAAUACCAGAAAACGUAAUUUGGAAAGAUACAGUAUUGACACAAGUGAAUAAAUAUAUCGUUAUGAUUCAAAARACAGAACUUAUCUAGAUAUCAACAUUGCAUCAAAUUUCACUUCGAAACAUGACGAUGCGUUACAARCCUAUGUAGCAUACAAUCGUAGUGCUGGCCAGUUUCACGCGACAUUAACAUAAACGCAAGGGUGCUUUUAUGCGGAAACGUAAGUACAAUCGUAAGAGUGCUUUUUUACSAAACGUAAAYU
Messenger RNA from Exaiptasia diaphana, 2576 nucleotides. Its product is annotated as RYamide receptor. Gene Ontology annotation, cellular component: membrane. The transcript is spliced from 4 exons. The record is from RefSeq and is a predicted model, not a curated record. Gene Ontology annotation, biological process: G protein-coupled receptor signaling pathway. Gene Ontology annotation, molecular function: G protein-coupled receptor activity. Bases 301 to 1419 code for a protein of 372 amino acids. NCBI's taxonomy places the organism in Eukaryota, Metazoa, Cnidaria, Anthozoa, Actiniaria, Aiptasiidae.